AUGCUGAGGACAACACCUUAUAUAUUUUUGCUCUUACUUUGGAUUCCAUGGCAGUGUGGUAAGUUGUUGGGUAAAAAAUGAGAAAAGUUAAGAUACAUUUAAAAAAAAUUGCAGUUCUAAAGGUAUCCUGAAUUCUCAGAGCUUCUACUCUUCGAGCUCUGUAUGACCUACCUUAUUUUUACAGAAGCUGACGACGAUAACCCGGUAACAACUCGUUUCCAUUGUGUACGAAACGGAUGUUGUGAUCAUCAUGAGUGGUGUAGAUUUUGGGCGUCUGUUGGAGAAUGUAAAACAAAUAGCGAAUGGAUGGUUGAUAAUUGUCAACUUGCUUGCAAUACGUGUCCACAUUCAAGGAAUACGCCUGCACCAAGACCUUUGGGAUCAGCAAGGCCUGCAACAUCUGCGCGUUCGAGAAGACCGCAGCCGAAGCCAAGACCGGUAAUUGAGGAGGGGGUUUUUUCGGAAUCUUGAUUUUAAAAACUUCCCUUGAAUGGGAUACGGUAUUUGUACCCUUCUGAAUCGAACAACUUCUAUUUUCAGAUUUUUUUUUCGAAGCAUGACCCAUUUAAAAAAUUUUCGGAAAUGCAGACAUUUCUAACCCCAGGGGAAUUUGUGUUUAAAAAAAAACUUUCCUUCAACGAGAUUUUCCAUUCAAAAAAAUUCUAGGCUCGCCCACAACCAGCCCCAGUAAUUGCAACAACUCUUCCACCAUCUCCACCUCCACCACGAACAACUCGUCCAAACUUCACUCUACAACAAAGGUAAGUUCCAUUUUCAUAUAUGUUACUUAAAUGUUGCUUCUCACGUGUACACAUUUUGUCCAUUCCUCGCAGAAGCGGCACAACACGCAUACCUGUUAUGAAAACCGCACGUCCUGCAAAACUUGUCGAAAAAUCGUCGUUGAAAAAAGUGACACGUAAAUUCUUCUUCUUUUUCACUGGCACAACUUCGUCUCGCCGUUUUGAAACCACAACAUCAAUUCCGACGACAACAUCCACUGAACCUUCAACUACGACCUCAACGCUUCCACCAACAACUUCUACAACUACAACUACACAAGCUCCAACUACAACCACAAUCACAUCUGUACCAUUCCAAUUUAUUCCAUCAUUUUCUGAUGAUACAACUGGUCAACCGCCUAGCUUUGUGCAGUAAGUCCUACACUUUUAUGUUCACUUCACAGCAUUCUGUGUUUAUUUGAGUUUUUCGAUAUUUUCACCGUGUGCCAUUCUAACAAGUUUCAAUUUUCUAUUUCCACAUUCCAGGCGACCUCCAGUUACUCGUCGCCCAAAUGUUUUCCGUCCACGUGUUCGACCACAACCACCUCCAGUCACUCGUCGGCCAUUGCCCCCAAUUUUCUUCACAACAACUCGACGAACUCAACCGCCACCACCUCCAACAACAACACCAUUUACAACGUACCAUUUUUAACAGUUUUGAAUUCAUUUAAUUCUAGGGGGUACUAGGUUCACUAAUCUAUUUUAACAUUGAUACAGACCUGCACCAACGACUCGACCAUUUUUCAAUACGGCACAAAAUCAGAGAUGUCGAGAUAUUAUCAAUGCUCCUGUUGUGGCUGCUGAAGAUAUGUGGAGAGAGCGAUUAGUGGUUUCAGUUGAAGGUUGAGGCUUCCACAUAAGAACAACUAUUUUCACUACAAAUUUCAGACACAUCCCGCCGUCAAACUGUAGAUCUUGAUCAAGUUAUUCGAUCAAACAGUGCUAACGCAUGUACUCCUCGUCUUGAUGAAAGUGAUUGCGAAUCAAACAUGUGUUACAACGCACUUUACCGAACUCUCGAUGGUAGUUGCAACAAUAUCCGUGAUCCUCUUCGCGGCGCUUCUUAUCGCCCAUACACUCGACUUUUGCCAACUGUUUAUGAUAAUGAUUUGAGUGAACCAGUUGGAUCACUUUUCCCCGAUAAACGACCAUCGCCAAGAGAGAUCACUCGAAAACUCACAAGUUCUCACGCAUCAGUCGAAUCUCCGGAUUACAACGCAUUAAUCAUGCAAUUCGGACAAUUUAUCUCUCACGAUAUGGCUAAAACCACACUUGUUCCAUCUGCCAAAUGCAACGUUUGUCAAAAUAUUACAUCGAGAUGUAUGGCGGUUCCAGUCACUUUUGAUGAUGCAAACGCAAAGUAUGUCAACUUGAAAAUAUUUCAAUUCUAAUUUUUGUUUUAAAAUUUCAGCUUCCGUCAAGCUCAAUGUAUUCGUGUAUCGCGUUCUUCUCCAAUUUGCGGAUCCGGAAACUUGAAACCACGUCAACAAUUGAACGAGAACACUGGUUAUAUCGAUGCUUCUCCAAUUUAUGGAUCAUCUAUUCACGACUCGAAAAAAUUCCGAGAUGGCAACACUGGAUUCCUGAAACUCCCAUCAUUCAAUGGAAACUCUUUCCUACCAUUUGAUCAAUCAAAAUGCCGAAAUCGUCGACAAUGUUCGGUUAUUUUCACAGCUGGUGACAGUAGAGUCAACUUAUUUGUCGGGUUAUCCGCGUGGCAUACUAUUUUCACAAAGGAACAUAACAGGUACUGUCAAACAAAUUUUGAUACGAAUCUAACUUUCUGAAACAUUUUCUAGAUUGGUGAACGCAUUCCGAAGAAUGAAUCCUCAUUGGGAUGGCGAAAGAUUAUAUCAAGAAGCUCGUAAAGUAGUCGGUGCUCAAGUUCAAGCAAUAGUUUAUCGUGAAUGGCUUCCAAAAGUUCUUGGAGCAUCGUUUGCUUCAGUCGUUGGAGAUUACCGUGGUUAUGAUCGAGAAGUCGAUGCAACUGUUGCAAACGAGUUUACUUCUGCUGCAUUCCGUUUCGGACAUGGUAUGAUUCAAGAAUUCUAUCAACGUUUAGAUACAUCAUUCCGAAAUAUCACAUUUGGCGCUUUACCAUUCCAAAAGGGAACUCUUCAUUCUGAUGUUCUUGUUAACGAAGGAGGAGUCGAUCCAUUGAUUCGUGGAAUGUUUUCACAAAAUGUCAAGAGACCACAAAGAAUCACAACUACAGUAACUGAAAAUAUGUUUGGAUCAACUGAUCUUUCAUCGAUUAAUAUUCAAAGAGGUCGUGAUCACGGACAUCCAGCAUAUGUGAAAUACAGAGAAUUGUGUGGAAUGGGUUCGGCGAACAAUUUUGAACAUGUAAGUUUGAGAAAUAGAGGAUUUUGGAAAAAAAAACUUUUUUUCAGUUCUCCCGCGAGAUUUUAAACACCGGCACUCGCAACAAACUUCGAGAAAUCUACGGAUCUGUGGAUAAAGUCGAUCUUUGGGUUGGCGCCCUUCUCGAAGAUCCAAUUAUUCGUGGACUUGUCGGUCCAACUGUUGCCUGUAUAAUCGGCCCACAAUUCAAACGAACUCGUGAUGGCGAUCGUUUCUAUUAUGAGAAUCAAGGAGUCUUUUCUCGACGACAACUGGUCGAAAUUCGAAAGAGUUCUUUGAGUCGAAUUAUUUGUGAUAACACAAAUACAAUCACGGUAAACUUUAAAAGUUUUUCAAAAAAAAAAUAUCUGAAUUUCAGACAAUUCCACGUGAAGCUUUCCGCGUUGGUCACAUGGUUCCAUGCAAUCAAAUUCCAUCGAUGGAUCUUAAUCAAUGGCGCGAUUUUUAA
This is a messenger RNA of Caenorhabditis angaria, 3591 nucleotides long. The record is from the annotation of a GenBank genome assembly. NCBI's taxonomy places the organism in Eukaryota, Metazoa, Nematoda, Chromadorea, Rhabditida, Rhabditidae.